Bipolaris maydis ATCC 48331 is the source of this 1472-nucleotide messenger RNA. RefSeq names its product alcohol acetyltransferase. The record is from RefSeq and is a predicted model, not a curated record. Lineage: Eukaryota; Fungi; Ascomycota; Dothideomycetes; Pleosporales; Pleosporaceae. Gene Ontology annotation, molecular function: N-acetyltransferase activity.
CACAACUUGGAGAUUUGAGUCUCUACUGCUGGCCUUGUAGUAAACAAGUGAACAGGGAAUCAAACAUGGGAGACAUUGAACAACCCCUCAAACUACGCUCCUUAGGGCGAUCUGAACAGCUUUCGGCAGUCUCUCAUGCUCUAGGUUUUUUCAACAAUGUAGGCUUAUCUGCGCACUACUCACUGUCCGAAAAUGCUCCUCAAUUUGAUCUGAAACCCACUAUUUACGCUGCAUUGGCACGUGUAAUACAAGAACAUGCCAUCUUGUCAGCCAUUCCUGUCGACGAAGACUCUCCAGAUUCGUACUGGGUCCAACUGCCGACAAUCGAUCUUGCACGCCCUGUUACAUUCUUGACUCGAGCGAGACCGCUGGAAGAGACCGGAGAAGACUCUGAACUCGAUGAGAUACUUCAAGAGCAACACAACAUAGAUUUCAAAUCCGAUUACGGCACCCUGCCAUUCUGGCGCUUGCUGAUUCUCCGAGAUGCAGAGAACAAGCUCAACUUCACUGCCUCAUUCAUUUUCUACCAUGCCAUCGGCGACGGCGCAGCCGGCCUAGUAUUCCACAAAUUCUUCAGCGAAGCACUAAACGCAGCUUCCUCAUCCAGCGAGCCCCUCUCAAACACCACCACACUCGUCCACUCCUCACCCUCCGCCCAACUCCUCCCAACCCUCGAACAACUUCACCCCCUCCCCCUCAACCCAAACCCAGCCGACCACCGCACCCCAGGCCUUCAAGAAUGGACCGGCGACUCCAUCCGCCUCCCCUGUCAAACCCACUACCGCACCCUCUACCUCUCCCCCACCUCCUCCACCGCCUUCACCCAAAAAUGCAAGUCAAACAAACUAUCCGUAACCGCCGGUCUCCAAGCCACCCUCGCCCACGCCCUCUUCGACACCCUCCCACCAAUCACAGAAGCCCUAACCGGCAUCAUCCCCAUCAACCUCCGCCCCUGGCUCAACCUCCCAUCAGCAGACGCCACAAACGCAAUCGGCAGCUUCAUCGACGCCAUCAAAGUGCAAAUUCCACGUUCGCACUUUGCACCUGAGGGGAACGACACAGUAGUAUCUGGACUGUCGGCUGCACGCCAUACUGCAGACGCCAUAACGCGGUAUCUAACCGGCAACCCCUCGCCAUCGGGUGAACCAUACACGUCUGUCGCGUUCUUCGGCGGCAUUCCGGAUGUUGCUGUUGCGUUCAAGAGUAUGGUUGGGGCGCCGCGCGAUGCCGCGUUUGAGAUUUCGAAUGUAGGGCGGUUCGAGAGUGGGGAGGCUGGCAGGUGGCAAGUGGGUAGGAUGGCGUUUAGUCGCAGUGCAGUGGCGUUUGGGGCGCCGCUCAAUACAAGUGUGGUGUCUGGGGCGGAUGGCGGGUUGACGAUUGGGUUUUGCUGGCAGGAGGGGGUGCUGGAGGAUGCGUUCGUGGAGGGGGUUGUGAAGGGUUUUGGAGGGUAUUUUGAGUCUGAGGGGUUUUAG